AUGAGAAAGGACAGAUUAUUGCCAACAAAGCUAGACAUUUACAUGCAAAUUAAAGGGUUAGACUUUGAUGAGACUUUUGCUCCCGUUGCAUGGUUGCUUUUGUCAAUUGUGUUCCAUCUCAGGUUCAAGCUACAUCAAAUGGACGUCAAGAGUGCCUUCUUAAAUGGCGUUAUACAGGAGGAAGUUUAUGUUGAAUAG
Prunus armeniaca (apricot) is the source of this 198-nucleotide messenger RNA. Lineage: Eukaryota; Viridiplantae; Streptophyta; Magnoliopsida; Rosales; Rosaceae. The record is from the annotation of a GenBank genome assembly.